AUGGCUGCAUUGGUGAUUGUUUUGAUCAACGCCUAUCCAGCAGAGAUCAAGGAUGCGAAAGAGUCGGCAAAAGUGGCUGCGGAGCGGGUGGCGAAUGCGGCAAACGAGGCCGCCGCCACCGCCGAGGCAAUCGUUGAUAAACAAACGGGUGAAGUGAUGCACUAUAAAUAUAAGCACGAGACGGACGAUGGAUUGAAAGACGUUUCUCGUGAUCGAAUUCGUGGCGAUCAACAAAGAGCAAUCGGUAGAGGAAUCGAUCGAGCUGGAGCCUCUAGUUCAGGCGAAUCUGGCGAGAACUCGAUUGCCGGCAAAUACGAGGAGGGAAAAGCUGAAGGAAGAAUUGCCGCUGAGAAUGCGAAAGAGAAUUUGAACGAAGCUGGAGAGAAAGUCAAAGAGGGUGCUAAGGAGGGAGCACAAUGGGCUGGAGAGAAAGUUGAAGGAGCAAAGGAAACGGUGAAAGAAGGUGCUGAGGUUGCUGGACAAAAAGCUGGAGAAGCUGCUGAAACUGUCAAAGAGGGAGCUCACGAGGUUGGGAAAAAAGUUGGUGAAGCGAGUGAAACCGUUGCCAGCUCGGCCAAAGAGGGAUACGAAGAGGGAAAAGAGGCAGCUGAGAAUGUCGGCGAAACGAUUAAAGACGGUUUCUUGACUGGAGUGAAUGCGGUUGGAAAUGCUAUUGGCUCGGCCGCUUCGGCAAUCGGUGGACUAUUCGGCAGUGCUGCAGAAACAGUGAAAGAAGGUGCAAAGGAUGCGGGAGAGACGGCUGCAAAAGGAGCUGGAGCGGCUGUUGGAACUGUGCAGAAUCUCGGUGAGGGAGCGGUUGAAGGAGUCAAGAAAGCUGGAGUAGCUGUUGCUGACGGAGCCAAAGCCGCUGGAGAAACUGUUGUUGAAGGAGCGAAGAGCGCUGGCGAGGGAGUCGCUAAGGGAGCUGGUGUUGUGGCUGGAGCCGCUCAAGAUGCUGGAGAAGCUGUAGUUGAAGGAGCGAAGGCUGCUGGUGAAACUGUUGUUGAUGGAGCGAAAGCUGCUGGUGAAGGAGUUGCGAAAGGUGCUGGUGUUGUAGUUGGUGCUGCGAAGAAAACAGGAGAAUUCGUUGUUGAGGGAGCUAAAUCGGCUGGGGAGACUGUUGCUAAAGGAGCUGGAGCAGUAGUUGGCGCGGCACAGGAUGCAGGAGAAGCUGUAGUUGAAGGAGCGAAGAAAGCCGGACAAGGAAUUGCUGAAGGAGCUGGAGCUGCGGCAGGCUUUGUCGUACGAACAGGCGAGGGAGCUGCUGAUGUAGCAGCUGAUGGAGCAAAAGCUGUCGGUCAUGGUGUCGCUAAGGGAGCUGGUGCAGUGGCCGAAACAGCAUCUCAAGGAGCUCACGCAGUGAAAGAAGGAGCACAAGAGGUUGGAGCAGGAAUUGCUCAUGGCGCGAAAGUGAUGGGUGACGCAGCGCAAAACGCUGGAGAAACGGUAGUCGAAGGCGGAAAAACCGUUGUGAAAGGAGCUGCUUACGGAGCUGGUGCAGUUGGUGGAGCGGCGGCAAAAGUUGGUGAGGGAAUCGUUGAAACGGGACGAGAUGCGAAGAAUGCCGUUGGACGAGGCGUCGAGAAGACCGGUGAAUCGAUUCAAGAC
This is a messenger RNA of Mesorhabditis belari, 1608 nucleotides long. The record is from the annotation of a GenBank genome assembly. NCBI's taxonomy places the organism in Eukaryota, Metazoa, Nematoda, Chromadorea, Rhabditida, Rhabditidae.